AUGAUAACUCCGAACAAUCGUCCUAAGUACCAGACUACUCAGUCUGAUGUCGAAGGAUAUACGCGAAUCAAGCAUAUUUAUAUUCCGAUGCGGGAUGGUAUUGAGCUAUGUGCUGAUCUUUUUCUCCCCUUUUCGGCAUCUAAUGAUGGAGGUGAUGUUCCUGUGCUUUGCAGCAUGGGCCCUUACGGCAAGGACAUACAUGCUUCCACUUUUGGACUUCCUAAGACGCCUAUCUAUGCUGAAAUGUACAAGCAUAUCAAGCCACUGGGCCCCGAUGCAUGCUUUGAGCUAUGCGAGCCAACCAUUUGGUGCAGAGAUUACGGAUAUGCCCUUCUCCGCGUUGACGCCCGUGGAAUUGGAGGUAGUCAAGGAAAGCUGGAUCCCUUUGGCCUGGAAAGGUCUGUGGAGAUUCAAACAGAUGCUGAAGGACAAGACCUAUACGACGUGGUUGAAUGGGCUGCUACACAAGACUGGUCAACGGGCAAAGUUGCAUUUUCUGGUAUCAGCUACUUUGGAAUGGUGGGGUACUGGGCCGCGAUGCAGAAACCACCUCACCUGACCUGCGUCAUGUCUUACGAGUCUGCUUGCAGCAUGUAUCAAGCAGCGAGAAGAGGAGGUAUAUACAGUAACAACUUUCAGUCCCAUUGGUACCACAACAUCGUUGUCCCCUACCAGGGCGGAAAUGCAGAUGAUUCGCUUGGAGACAAAGCGCUAGUCGCCAACCGAGUGGACUAUCCCAAGCUUUUGACGACAACCGAAUAUCCCACUGACGGCGCCUGGGCUGUCUUGGAAAAAGUCCGCAAAUUGUCGGAUAUUGAGGUCCCAAUCUAUCUCGCAGGUAACUGGACGGAUCCGGAGCUUCACUUGCCGGGAAAUAUCCGGGCCUUCAACGCUGUAUCAUCUGAGCAUAAAUGGUUAGAGAUGCACACUGGUAAUCAUCUGGGGGCUUUCUACGACCCCGAGCAUAUUAAGCUCCAGAAAAAGUUCUUGGACUAUUUCCUAUUAGGCAAGACGGAGAACGGAAUGCUCGACGUUCCCCAGAUAAGAUUACUGCAGCACCAUGGCGUGGAGACUUUUUACCGCGAAAAUGAGCUGUCUUUUCCUCCCCAUGACGCGGAAGAUGUCAGCUUCUACUUGACGCCCAACAAGGAGCUCUCGUUGAACAAGCCGGCUACCGCAAAAACCACCUUUACCUUUCAGGGACACCGAGAAAAUCUCCACUUCUCACUUGACUCUCCUUUUUCUGAAUCUUUCGAGCUUCUGGGAUCUCCAUACCUCGAGAUUGAGGUCAGUACCAAGACCCAGGAUCUUGAUCUUUUCAUCUAUCUUCGGGCUAUCGAUACCAACGGCAGUAGCAUCACGCUGCUUGGCAAUCACGGUGAACCAAUGGACAGUUUUGCAAGAGGCUACUUCCGUCUUUCACACCGUGAUGAAGCUGCAAAGAAUUUUAAAAAAGAAAAAGUGAUCAGUCAGCCUGUUGUUCCCAAGUCGGAAGUCGUUCCAGGACAGCUUUAUACCGUGCUUGUUCCUUUGUAUCCGGCAGCCUACCUAUUUGACAAAGGCCAGGCUUUCACGCUGGAGAUAGGCUCGGUGAACACUGCAACCACCAUCCCUCCUAUGCGUCAUGAGGGUGGAGACAGACUUGCUGCUAGAUUUGAGGGCCAGAACAUGAUUGUUUCCCAUGGAAGAUUAGUCUUCCCUCGGGUGAGGCGUGGAUUUAUGCCAGCAAGUGGCCUGUAA
Molecule: messenger RNA, 1740 nt
Organism: Penicillium pulvis
Lineage: Eukaryota; Fungi; Ascomycota; Eurotiomycetes; Eurotiales; Aspergillaceae
Exons: 3
Coding region: 1-1740 (579 amino acids)
Molecular function (GO): dipeptidyl-peptidase activity
Source: RefSeq, a predicted model, not a curated record